Molecule: messenger RNA, 5074 nt
Organism: Chiroxiphia lanceolata (lance-tailed manakin)
Lineage: Eukaryota; Metazoa; Chordata; Aves; Passeriformes; Pipridae
Gene: PHC1
Product: polyhomeotic homolog 1
Exons: 15
Coding region: 31-3060 (1009 amino acids)
Cellular component (GO): PRC1 complex; nucleus
Molecular function (GO): protein binding; zinc ion binding
Source: RefSeq, a predicted model, not a curated record
CUCAGCCUGAGCUCCUGGGAUCCUGUCACCAUGGAGACCGAAAGUGAGCAGAACUCCAACUCCACCAGCGGGAGCUCCAGUUCUGGAGGAAGCACCCGUCCUCAGAUAUCACAGAUGUCUCUCUAUGAGCGACAGGCAGUACAGGCCCUGCAGGCACUCCAGAGGCAGCCCAAUGCAGCCCAGUACUUCCAUCAGUUUAUGCUCCAGCAGCAGUUUAACAGUGCCCAGCUUCACAGCCUGGCUGCUGUCCAGCAGGCUACAAUUGCAGCCAGUAGACAGGCCAGCUCCCCCAACACUAGCACCUCUCAACAGACUACCACCACCCAGGCUUCUUUGCAUGCUAACAGUGAUACUCAAGCUCAGCAUACGAAUGAGAUCAACCUAGCCACCACAUCAGCUGCUCAGCUGAUCAGUCGGUCACAGAGCGUGAGUUCCCCCAGCGCCACAACCCUGACACAGUCUGUGCUCCUUGGGAAUACCACCUCACCACCUCUCAACCAGUCACAGGCCCAGAUGUAUCUUCGGCCACAGCUGGGGAACCUGUUGCAGGUAAACCGGACCCUGGGCCGCAAUGUGCCUCUUGCCUCCCAACUCAUCCUGAUGCCCAACGGGGCUGUGGCUGCUGUCCAGCAGGAAGUACCACCCACUCAGUCUCCUGGGGUCCAUGCAGACACAGACCAGGUGCAGAACUUGGCUGUGAGGAGCCAGCAGACCUCCACCACUAACACCCAGCUCCAAGGCUCUGCUCAGAAGGCAGCUCUGCCAGGAAGCUCCCAGGCUUCGGGCUUACCACAGGCCACCAGCACAGGCCAGACUGUGGCAGUGGCUCAGGCCUCCUCUGGCACUGCUGGCCAGUCCCUCAACCUGAGCCAGGGAGCAACAGGCAGCAAUGGUGUCUCCGGGGGUGUGGUGGCAAGUGGUGGGAGCCAGACCUCAAUGGGAUUGAGCCAGACCUCCUCGGCAGGUGCUGCUGGCAGUUGCCAAAGGAAGGGCACAGGGGUGGUUCAGCCAUUACCAGUAGCGGCUGCCCAGGCUGUGACUGUCAGCCAGGGAAGCCAGACAGAGACAGAGAAUGCAACCACAAAAAAGGGCGAAACGGACAGCAGCGGACAGCAAACAGUGGGCAUGAACCUGACCAGGACUGCUACACCAGCACCCAGUCAGACCUUGAUUAGCUCAGCAACGUAUACGCAGAUUCAGCCACACUCACUGAUCCAGCAGCAGCAGCAGAUCCAUCUGCAGAAGCAGGUGGUGAUCCAGCAGCAGAUAGCCAUUCAUCACCAGCAGCAGUUCCAGCACCGCCAGUCCCAGCUUCUUCACACAGCCACUCAUCUUCAACUGGCCCAGCAGCAGCAACAGCAGCAAGCAGCAUCUCUGACCCAACAGCAGCAGCAAACUCAGCCUCCACAGCAGCAGGCUCCACCUCAGAACCAGCAGCAGGCUCAGACCCUUGUGGUACAACCUAUGUUGCAGUCCCAACCCCAGCAUUUGCAGCUCCAGCAGGACAGUCCUUGCCAGCCAGCCACAAAGUCACCUGUUCCAAUUCAGUCAAAAUCUCUGGUCACCCCCAUCAAACCACCUCAGCUUGGGCCUGCCAAAAUGUCAGCAACACAGCAGCCUCCACCACACAUCCCAGUGCAGGUAGUGGGUACUCGGCAGCAGGGCUCAGGCCAAGCCCAAGCACUGGGUUUGGCUCAGAUUGCUGCAGCAGUGCCGACAUCCCGGGGAAUGCCAGCUGUAGUCCAGCCUGUUUCCCAAACCCAUGCUGCUUCCCCAUCAUCAUCUUCAGCUCCAGCAUCCUCACAGGAAGCUCCUCCUCUCACCACAGGGGUGAAUUUGGCACAAGUUCAAGGCACAGCCCACAUGGUGAAGAGCCCAGCUUCCUCUCCAGUUGUGGCUCAGAUGCCAGCAGCAUUCUACAUGCAGUCUGUCCAGUUGCCAGGCAAAUCUCAGACCUUAGCAGUAAAGCGCAAGGCAGAGUCUGAGGAGGAGAAGGAGGAAUCACCCAACGUCACUGCACUCCUGCCUGCCAGGUCCUCUCCUGUAACAGACAGCCCCAAAAACAUAGAGGAGAAGAGUGGCCUUGGAGAUAAUUCUGACACUGCUGCCAUUGCAACCCCAAAUAUCACGUCAAGUGAAGGAGCCUCAGUUACCCCCACCUCUGCUUCCACCCCAAACCUGGCAAUGGUGUCACGUCAGAUGGGAGACUCCAAACCCCCACAAGCCAUCGUCAAGCCCCAGAUCCUCACGCACAUCAUUGAAGGCUUUGUCAUCCAGGAAGGAGCAGAGCCCUUUCCAGUGGGUUGUUCUCAGCUGCUGAAAGAAUCUGAGAAACCACUGCAGGGAGAGGCUCCUUCUGGCCAGAAUGAAAACCUGUCCAGCAAUUCUCUGGGAGGGGACAGUGCUUCCAUGGAGCUUGAUAAGAAGGCAAACUUGUUGAAGUGUGAAUAUUGUGGGAAGUACGCCCCAGCAACUCAGUUCCGUGGCUCCAAGAGGUUUUGUUCCAUGACCUGUGCUAAAAGGUACAAUGUCAGCUGCAGCCAUCAGUUUCGGCUGCAGAGAAAGAAAAUGAAGGAAUUCCAGGAAGCUAACUAUGCUCGUGUGCGCCGACGGGGGCCUCGGCGCAGCAGCUCCGAAAUUGCUCGAACAAAGAUCCAGGGCAAGCGCCACAGGGGUCAGGAAGACUCGAGUCGAGGCUCUGAUAACUCCAGCUAUGAUGAAGCCUUGUCCCCUACAUCUCCAGGACCCCUGUCAGUAAGGGCCAGUCAUGGAGAGAGGGACCUGGCAAACUCUAGUAUGGCCCCACCUACCCCAGAUCUACAUGGCAUCAACCCAGUCUUCCUGUCCAGCAAUCCUAGUCGUUGGAGUGUGGAGGAAGUGUACGAGUUCAUUGCAUCACUGCAAGGGUGCCAGGAGAUUGCUGAGGAGUUUCGGGCACAGGAAAUUGAUGGUCAGGCCCUGUUGCUUCUAAAGGAGGAACAUCUCAUGAGUGCCAUGAACAUCAAGCUGGGACCAGCUCUCAAGAUCUGUGCCAAGAUCAAUGUCCUCAAGGAGACCUAACAGCUCUGAAGCCAGAGGUCUCACGUUUGCUCUGAGCCCAGGGCAGCUGCCAGUUUUGGAGCAUCCUGCUGGGGCAGGGAAGAAUGGAACAGUCCCCUGUGGUCUUGCAUUCAAGAAGAAUGAGAAGGAAUUUAACUGAUUGAAACUGCCAUGCACAAGCCCAUGUCUUGGUCUCUUUAUGGUGCUACGAGGUUGGGGAGAACUGCCACCUGGGGCCUUUAAGCAACUUCCCUUCUUACUGAUUUUGAAUAUGACUCCCCUGUAUACCACAUAAAGCUGUGAAGGGGAUCUCUUUCUGUCUUAAAAGACUUCUGAAAGGGAGCUUCCCUCAUCCGUGUUUGCCGUGGCAGGUCUGCUAGAUAUUAGUUUUGAAUAUCACUGCCAGAACUUGAGGCAUAAGAGCUGGCCCACAUGGACAUUGGGAGCACCUGUGCUUGGGGUUUCAUGAAGGGUAACUAGAAAAUUUUGAGUGACAAAGGUGGACAAAGAAGAAUUUGAGUAAAAGGGGCUGCUGCUUUUCCACUUUUAAAAAUACCUAGGCUGCUCAUGAACUGGGUUUAAUAGCCAUUCCAGCACAUAUACCAAACUUGAAGGCCUGUGGCAAUAGGAGCUGUCGUGUCUUCACUCUGCAUGUCUACAGGAGACAGUAAAGCUAAAGUGUUGUGGCAGCUGUUCACUCCAGGUGCUUCUCUCAGAACCAGUCAGAGGAUUUUUCCUGAGUGCUCAUGACAAAGUGAUGGGAAAAUCAAAGGGGAGGGAGAUUGUCUAAUAUUAGGGAACCUUGCAGCACUAGGUUUGUCUUCCCAUUGUGCUAGGGCAUAAUUUACAAGAUCCAAAGGAGUCUCCAGAAGCACCAAGGCUCUUUGUGAAAUAGGCUGGGUUUUUUUUUUUUUUUUGUGUGCGUGUUUUCUUACCAGUUUGUAUUCUUUUGUCUGUCUUCAUUAUCCUCAGGAGAGCUUAUGGGACAAAGUUUAAGCUGGCAGGACUGUACUGCCUGCCUAAGGCUCUUUUUUUUUUUUUUUUUGGUGUUAUAAAACAAAUAUUUCUCUUCCUCAGUUAAAAAACUGAACACACCCCACCACAACUGAAUACUAAUUCUUUAAUGUUACUUCUCAUUGCUGAAGGGUAGAAGUUAUUUUAUACACCGAGUUCCUCCUGUUCAGCCCCUCCAGGUUUGGGUUUUGGCUUUUUUUUAUAUGUGGUAUUCUGAAGUUUUGUAACCAAAUUGCCAAAGGUGAAAAUCUGGGCAGAGUUCUCUUCCAGAAGCACCUCUGCUUCAAACAAACAGGCAAAAAAACCUGAAGGAAUUACACAAACUGUGAAGAGGUAAGUGCCCUCUACAGCCAAAUACCUGAAAGCAAGAUGGUGUUAUAAACCAUGUGUCUUGGCUUUUCUGUUUUUAGAAGUUUCACGUGAGUAUUUCAGUGAAACAUGAGACUCUUUUGUGUGGAAAGCAUCUACUGUUGCAGAAAAGUUGUAGUGACAUGGGAGAAGGCCUAAUAGCAUAGGUAGGAAAACAUUAGAGAUCUUUGGAAUGGCCUCUUUAUUGACCCCUCUUAGAAAAAGAGAGGAAGGAAAGUGCUAGUAGAUGGAUAAAAUGUGGCAGCAGCUUCCUUGCAUUUUUAACUAUACUGUUGGAUCUCUUUCAUUACAUCCUUAUUCUUGGGAGAGAAGACUUCUGCGGCUUCAUGAAUGAAAAUAGGCCCAAAGAAAGUUGCCUAUGCUUGCUUGCACCCUGAUAACACUGUUUGGUCCAAUGUAAUCUGGGGGCAGGGAAGGAGGAGGUUAGAAUCAGCAAUCAGCAGAGGAAGUGUGCCCUUAAACUGUUUUAUCCUUAACAGGCUGGGUGUGAUAGAACUCCUGUUCAGUUUGACCCUUGGCAGGGUGGGCAGACAGCUAGCCUGCCAGUGUUACUAGCUACUUCUGAGGACUGGAUUUUAUUUCAGUCAAAUGGGAAGGUUUCCCUUCUUCAUUUCAUGUUCACUGUUCUUAAUAAAAGGAUGCUUGAUCAGGC